Molecule: messenger RNA, 4071 nt
Organism: Crotalus tigris (Tiger rattlesnake)
Lineage: Eukaryota; Metazoa; Chordata; Lepidosauria; Squamata; Viperidae
Gene: FAM167A
Product: family with sequence similarity 167 member A
Exons: 4
Coding region: 528-1169 (213 amino acids)
Source: RefSeq, a predicted model, not a curated record
UUCAAAGAAAAUUUUAUUUUGUCGUCUUCCAGGGCACCACUUCUUUUUGUCCUCUUUCUUGGGUCUACUACCUUAUCCAGAGGACUGAUAAUGAUAUGGAGCAUCAAUGGAGAAGAAUCUGAGUAACCUGAGAAAGUGCUGGAGAGAGGGAUGGUGUAUAAGAAAGAGGAGCACACAGGAGGAACUGUAAGGAGGGGCUUGCAGGAAAGCAGCAUGGAUGAAAGGAGGGGUGCACCGAAAAGAGUUGAAGAAAAAGCUGGAGAACAUUGUGAGAUCUGCCAAAAUGAAUUCUGCCAACAAGAAAUUCCAUUAUGUACUUCUAAUCAACAACUGAGGCAACCACACCUUGUAAAUGUCUGUUCUUUAUAGAUGGUUGGAUGAAAGGAGCGUCUUGAAUUGGGAGGGGGAAAAACUGCUGGGUGCCCAGGAAGUUCUGAGGAGCAAAUCUUUAUUUGAACAGUCCUGCCUGCAUCUGGGAUUCUACUGCAAAACUUUCAGUGGAUGUUUCUGAUUAUCCAGCAUAAAGGAUGGCAUCCAUGCCAAAAAUCCAGAUAGAAGAAAUGCUGGAUAGUGUGGAUGAUAAGGCUGAAGGUGGUCCUCCAUUUGAUGAUCAUCUGCGGAAUCUGAAAGCCUUGACAGAGAAACUGAGGCUGGAGACAAGGAGGCCUUCGUAUUUGGAGUGGAAAGCUCAGCUGGAAGGACUGGCUUGGAAGAGCUACCCCAAACUUCCUGAGGAGGACAUGGGGAGGCAAGAGAAAAAACCAACAGAGGAAAAUGUUUCUUUGAGAGAAGUGCAGGUUCAUAUCAAUGGAAGCUCUUCCAGACAGCCAAUUUUGCUUGUCCCGGAGAAAGUGUGUGGCUUUGGAAACAUUGAUGAAGCAUUAAAUUGGCUCAGGAAAGAGUUGAUGGAAAUGCGUCUCCAGGAUCAGCAACUGGCUCGACAGCUCAUGCGCCUGCGCAGUGAUAUCAACAAACUCAAGAUCGAGCAGACCUGCCACCUCCACCGGCGGAUGCUGAAUGAUGCCACCUAUGAGCUGGAAGAGAGAGACGAGCUCUCUGAUCUCCUCUGCGAUUGCCCCCUCACGUCCUCCUUCAGCCUCUCCACCCCACUCAAGCUCAUUGGUGUGACAAAAAUGAACAUCAAUUCCCGUCGCUUCUCACUUUGUUAAAAUGGGAGGAACGGGCACAGGAAGUACAUGGGAUGGGAGAUAUCUUCAAAACCUAGGAGAAGAAGCUCCCAUUGUCUGGAUGGGAGAUAGGCACAACAAGGAAGAAGAGAGAGUAAAGGGGCUCUUCCUUUGAUCUAAUAGGAGUGGGCUGUGGUGCCAGUCAAGAUAGUGUCUAGAAGAAUUUGCAGACAGGUGUAGAAUAAGAACAAUGAGGCUUCCCAGGACAGGAACUAGACCACAUCAAAAUCUAACUCAUACAGGCAGAAGCAUCCCCUCUAUUCAGUGAUUAGAACAAACUUAUCCCAAAUCAUGUGUUGACCUGGAGGCUCCCUAACUGAGAACAGUACAGGAGAAAUAUAGCUGAAAACCAUUAGUGAAGCCUUUGGGGCCCAUUCAAAUUGAAUAAUAAGAGAGAUGAAGAAUUCAUGUUGCUACAAGGAAGAAAGACCACUCCAUGGUGGAGGGGAGUUAGCCAGAAAGUAUUAUGUAUUAUCUAUAAAAGCAUUUCAGUUUAGUUUCUAUCAGUGUGAUGCAGGUAAUAUGUAGAUACAUAUUAUGGAGAUUCUCAGCCAUCCAGGUCAUUGUUGUCCCAAAGGUGCUGUUCGAAAGGCAACUGGACUUUCUUGUUUUUUUCCUUGAAAAUGUUUUGCUUCUCAUCCAAGAAGUGUCUUCAGAACUCCAGAACUGAAGAAGCUUCUUGGAUGAGAAGCAAUACAUUUUUAAGGAGAAAAAAACCCAAGAAAGUCCAGUUGCCUUUUGUAGAUACAGUUGUUGGUUUGCUUCUAUGACCAACUAAGAUCUUCUUGUUAUGAGCUAUGGUUUCUAGAUUGUGCUAAUCUGGCACAAUUCUGUACUGCAGUUUAGGGGGCUGGUGUCCCAUGAUACUGUUUCUCAGACCACCUUCAGAUUUCAGGAAUUGGCAAUGGGAUUUUUCUGGUGUUCAGUCUAGACUGGCUAUUGCAAGAUCUGAUCAGCUGUUUCUCUGUUGUUGGUGUUUUUGCUCUUCUCAAAUCUUAUGGUCUAAUCAGUUAGGUAAAAAUUAGGCAUUAGUAGACAUCACCCUCCUAGAAUCUGAUGAAGCCAAGCUACUGACUUUUAAGCAUGUCAGUUAAAAAUAUCUAUAAAUACAAGUUUAAGUGUAUACAUAAGGAUAUUCCAGAAAGAGUGAGAUCAGAGUAAGCAAAAAUGAAAUAUAUUUUGCACAGUUUAUUUCCAUGACUUAGUACAUUUCCUCAGGAUAUGAGGUGAAAAACAAUAGUUCUCCUACCUUGAGAAAUGGAACCAUCUUUUCCAGGAUUCAGACAUAAGUCUGCAGGUAUUAGGACAAAUGGGAGGAAUCACAUUUGAGCCCUCUUUGUCUGCUUCUGAGAAGUAGCUGAUGGGCCACUGUGGGAAGCCAAAAGUAGACUGCAUAGCAUUUUGAUCUGAUGUAGCAGUUAUUUCAUCUUAUAAAUGCAUAUCCUGCCCUUCUCUACUAGUUGUACCAAACAGGCUAAGUUGCUUCAGUUUUUCAGUCAUUUUUGAUUCUUUGUGAUCUGAAGGACAUAAUACUGCCAGGACUAACUGAAAUGGUAAAAAUAAAAGGACAGCAAGAAUAAAACUACAGAAUAAAAUGUCAGUUAAAGUAACAGGAAAAAAGACAUAGUUGGAAGAGGAUUUUCAAAGCCAGAAGGAAUGCAAAAGUUCUUCAGCUACCACCAAAAAUGUAUAAGAUAACAAUAAUUUAUACAAGAUGGUUGUGCAUCGCUCUCCAGACUGGUGCUCUUUAUAUGUGUUGAAUGUAUCUCCCAUUAUUACAGUUAACAUGGCCAAAUUAGAGAGCUCCAAGUUUGAUUUUCUUUGUUCAUGAAACAUAAAGAAAAACUGUGGUGGCACAGUGGUUACAAUGUAGUACUGCAGGCUAAUUUUGCUGAAUGCCAACAGUUCGAUUUCCACUGGCUUAAGGUUGACUCAGCCUUCCAUCCUUUUGAGGUCAAUGAAGACCCAGAUGGUUGGGGACAAUAUGAUGAUUCUGCAAACUGCUUAGAGAGGCCUGUGAAGCACUAUGAAGUGGUUAUAUAAGUUCUAUUGCUAUUAAUAUAAGUUAGCCAUCUCUCAGUUCUCAAAAGGUCAUACUGUCUUAUGCCAAUGUAUUGAUUUGUUCCCAUUCUACUCCUCAUGUAAUUACAAAAAAAGCUUGACACAAAGUACAAAGAGUGGCAUUUAAGCCACUUUUCCAGAUAGAGAAUGUCAGAAUCAGGGGAUGCUACAAAGAUCUCUUCCCAGGUUUUCUGUUUUAUAUCAUGGGCCACUAGGCUGUCUUCUUAUUAAGGUUGAAAUACAUAAUUGGACUCCGACUAGGCUCAGAUACAUUCCGGUUCUUGUCCUAUUUAGAAAGCUAUACCUCAAAAUCUUAUAUAAGCAGCCACUUUAAAAAAUCCAAGAGUUUGUACAUGACUUUGUAGGCCAGCUUCUGAAUGGUUGCCUGCAGGCACCGCCUCACUGUGAAUCCAUGUUUAAAGCAGGAAAACAGCAUCUGUUUAUCAAAAAAUAAGGGUGAUUCUCUUGGAGCUGGACUGAAAGAGGAAGUUCAUUCUGCUUAUUCACUUAGUUCCUAACACAUCUGCACUCACAACAACUUUUCAGCUUAAGCAGAAAAUGUGCAGGAAUAGGAAACUCAGAUCUUUUCAUUCCUUCCUGAAGAAGUCAGCUAUCCAGGCAUGCACAUUUAAUAUUAUGCAUACUAAUAUUUGCAUGUGCUGCCUCCCAUAGCCCAUAUCCAUUUCCUCUUGAAACCUUCAGAGGUUGUUCUAUCCCUGACAUAUAAGAAGAAUAUUCUAUCCAUUGGCAUAUUGAUGGGAUCCACUUUGUUUUAAUGAUACUAUCCUUUUCUAUUCAAAUAAAUGAUUUAAUUCUUUUGGUA